AUGGUAAACGUCGGCAAAAAACUCUACAAUCUUUUUGCGCCCAGUGCCGACAAAGGCGAAGACGGCCGUGAUGUCUGGGGCUCUCGCAUAUCCUUCAUCUUCGCCGCGAUGGGCGGUGCCGUCGGUCUCGGUAACCUCCUGAGGUUCCCCUCAAUUGUAUACAACAAUCACGGCCUUCAAUUCUUCAUUCCAUAUCUGAUUUCACUCUGCUGUCUGGCCAUACCCACGUUACUUCUCGAAAUCAGCAUUGGUCAAGCUUACAGGGGAGGUUGCGUCCUUGCGUGGCAUCAUGCCAACAAGCGUGCCAAGGGCGUUGGAUUCGGUGUCGUUUACAUCGGCUACGCCAUUGUGAUCUACUACGUUCCGAUCAUCGCCUGGAUUAUGACUUAUUUCCGGUCCUCAUUUCAUAACCCGCUUCCAUGGACAGGACGGAAUACCGAAUUCUUCGAGGGAACAGUUCUCCAGAAUGUAGACCCUAUCGCUGGAAACUUGACGGCAGAUGGUAGUGCUGUCCAAGACUAUACGGCUUACCCCGGUAUGGGGAUGGUCACCGAGAUUACUUUGUGGAAUCUGUUCACGUGGUUUGUCGUAUGGCUGUGCAUGUUCAAGGGGAUCGGACUCACUGGCCGAGUAGUGUACUUCACAAUGGCAAUGCCGAUAAUCCUCAUGAUCGUUUUGAUCGGGCGUGGAUGCUCUUUACCAAACGCCAUUGAUGGCAUAAGAAUCUACUGGACUGAGUGGCACGGUGAGAAGCUUGCGUCGGGCACCAUCUGGCAAGAGGCUUGUGGUCAAGUCUUUUUCAGCACUGGAAUCGGCAUGGGAUACUACACGAGUUACGCUUCCUACAACUCCAAGUACUCCAAUGCCGUCCAAGACGCUCUGAUAAUUUGCAUCUCCAACUCUCUUAUCGAGAUCAUCGGCUCAAUGUCUGUCUUCGGGAUCGUUGGAUACCUCGGUAUGCACCCCGACACCAGCGAAAGACUCAACACAUUUGUCGUCGGAUUCCUCACAUACCCGGAAGCCAUCGCCGAGAUGCCCGCCGCAAACUUUUGGGGCGUUCUCUUCUUUGCGACGCUCUUCAUUCUGGGUCUUGGAUCAGCGUUUGCACUUUUGGAGACUUUGGUGACCAUGGUCUGCGAUACAGACUGGGGCAAGAAGUUCUCCCGCCCUUACGUAUCGUCUGUCAUUGUCGUUGCCUCGUUCCUCAUCUCUCUACCAUUCUGUACCGAGUUUGGAUACGUUCUUGUUGACGCGGCGGAUACUUGGAUCAACUAUCUAGCUCUAUUCUGGAUUGUGUGGUGCGAAGCUGUGUGCGCUACCACACUCUACCGCUUCCGCGAUGUUGUUGAUCAGUGUGGCCUCCUAUCAUGGUCCUUGUACAACAUUCUUGGCUACAUCGGAGGCACCAUCAUCGGCCUCGUUGUCGCUCAUUCAGUAUCUCCGGAAACCGGUGCUGGUGUUGGUUUUGGGAUGUUCAUCGUCGGCAUGAUCUCUUCGGUGCUAGUCUCGUCGGACCCUACAGCUUACACGCCUAGACUCUUUUCAAAGAACACAUAUCUGAGACGAUUUUGGUAUCUUACAUCCUACUCUGGUAAUCAACUACGCCGAGACCUAAAUGCCACGAUCUCCGUCAGCGGACAGUGGAAGAUCCCGGCCAUUUGGGGAUUCAUCCUCAAGUACAAUACGGCGCCGAUUGUGGCGAUCGUAUUCUCCUUUUCCUACCCCAACUUCUAUGCCAAGAAUCGGAUGGACCCGCUACACAUUGCUGGGUUUGCCUUUAUGCACAUAGUUCUUGUCAGUUCCCUCGUUGGGCUGAUCAUGCCCCGCUGGUUCAAUAUCCUCGUUCCUGAAAACAAGAAACUCGAGGGCGACUAUCCUGUCAUGCCUGGCAUCAUCUUUUCGAGAGCCAACGCGGAGGGAACGCUCGAUAUUGAUGGGGUGGCACAAAAUGCCCAUGAUUCUACCAUCGAUGCUCAAGAAAUUUGCGAUGAGGGACACCCGACCCGAGAAACAAGGUCGUCGGAGGAAAAGAUCGCUGACAAGCAACAGUAA
Colletotrichum phormii is the source of this 2052-nucleotide messenger RNA. Its product is annotated as Sodium:neurotransmitter symporter family protein. Gene Ontology annotation, cellular component: plasma membrane. Lineage: Eukaryota; Fungi; Ascomycota; Sordariomycetes; Glomerellales; Glomerellaceae. Gene Ontology annotation, biological process: sodium ion transmembrane transport. The record is from RefSeq and is a predicted model, not a curated record. The transcript has 4 exons. Bases 1 to 2052 code for a protein of 683 amino acids.